GAUAUACUCUUAGCUGGAGAAGCCUAAACAUCUAGAGAAAUUUAAGUGUCGCCUCGCUCUCAUCGAGAUAUCACAUACAGACAGCAUGUCGUCAGAACGAUUAUACGCCUUCUCUCCGGAGACCAAAGAGAGGCUCCGUAAAUUCCGCCUGGGAACGUCGCGGGCUAAGGAACCGCAAGCCUUGAUUUACAUUGUCGACACAAAAAGCCAAGAAAUCCGAGCUGAAGAUGGCGAGGUCUACACCAAGAUGGAAGAUCUAGCCGAUGAGCUUCCAGAGUCGUCUCCCCGAUUCAUCCUCCUCAGUUAUCCUCUCACCCUGGGUUCCGGUCGUCUUUCCGUCCCAUACGUCCUUCUCUAUUACCUUCCUGAAAAUUGCAACCCCACCCAGCGAAUGAUGUAUGCUGGCGCCGUGGAACUGAUGCGGAACACUGCAGAGGUUAAUCGUGUGAUCGAGGUUGAGAGCGACGAGGAUAUUAUAUCUAUCGAAUCGAAGCUGCAGAGCGAGGAUUGAUCAGCUUGGAAGUACCAAUGGGAGGAUAGAAGUAUGCGGCUGUAUUUGGUUGGAUUGGGAAUCGAAUGAAGCUGGCGCUGUGAUUUGACUGACCGCUGUGAGGGUCGAUCUGACAUUCCCAUACUUAAAAAAAGAUAACUGUUUUAACACACUAACAAAACAAAAACAAAAAGGAACCA
Molecule: messenger RNA, 690 nt
Organism: Aspergillus versicolor CBS 583.65
Lineage: Eukaryota; Fungi; Ascomycota; Eurotiomycetes; Eurotiales; Aspergillaceae
Product: GMF family protein
Exons: 4
Coding region: 86-511 (141 amino acids)
Biological process (GO): negative regulation of Arp2/3 complex-mediated actin nucleation; actin filament debranching
Cellular component (GO): actin cortical patch
Molecular function (GO): actin binding; Arp2/3 complex binding
Source: RefSeq, a predicted model, not a curated record